Messenger RNA from Homo sapiens (human), 9823 nucleotides. It is a transcript of the gene IL16, whose product is annotated as interleukin 16. Gene Ontology annotation, cellular component: extracellular region; nucleus; cytoplasm. Gene Ontology annotation, molecular function: cytokine activity. Lineage: Eukaryota; Metazoa; Chordata; Mammalia; Primates; Hominidae. The record is from RefSeq and is marked reviewed. The transcript is spliced from 20 exons. Gene Ontology annotation, biological process: induction of positive chemotaxis; immune system process. The coding region runs from base 2395 to 4563 and encodes 722 amino acids.
ACAUUUGUCCUGAGUCACCUGUCCAGAGCAGGUGGUGAAUAUUGUGUCCUACUCACGGCAUCUCAACUAUCGGAGCCUGGGAUCUGACUCAAAGGCCGGCCUCCGUCUGAGAACUGAGCGUCCAUUUCUCAAUCCUUGCCGGCUCUGACCCAGGCCUGGGCCACAGGCUGUCCGGGAAUAAGUGGUGCUGCAAUCCCUGCUGGGCAGAUGGAGAGAGGAGCAAGGGAGAUGGCAGCCCCGGGGGACUGUGCAUAGGGAGGUAGGUGGGCACCAGGGACUCAUGAAGUGGCAGCUAAGCCCUGUCCAGUGGCCACCCGUCAGCCAAGGGCCAGAGACCAGGAAAGGAAGAAAGGCAGCUUCACUUCCUCUUUGAGGAUGGAGUCGCACAGCCGCGCUGGAAAGAGCAGAAAAUCUGCAAAAUUUCGGUCCAUCUCCAGGUCCCUGAUGCUCUGUAAUGCUAAGACCAGUGAUGAUGGCUCUAGCCCUGAUGAGAAAUAUCCUGAUCCCUUUGAGAUUUCCUUGGCCCAGGGCAAGGAGGGAAUUUUCCACUCAUCUGUGCAGCUGGCAGACACAUCGGAGGCUGGGCCCAGCAGUGUUCCUGAUCUAGCACUGGCCUCGGAGGCUGCUCAACUCCAAGCAGCUGGGAAUGAUCGAGGCAAGACCUGUAGGAGGAUAUUCUUCAUGAAGGAAUCUUCCACAGCUUCCUCUCGAGAAAAGCCUGGAAAACUAGAAGCACAAAGUAGUAACUUCCUGUUUCCUAAAGCCUGCCACCAAAGGGCACGCAGCAACUCAACCAGUGUUAAUCCCUAUUGCACAAGAGAAAUUGAUUUUCCAAUGACCAAGAAAUCUGCAGCGCCCACGGACAGGCAGCCUUACUCUCUCUGCAGUAACAGGAAGUCCCUCUCUCAACAAUUGGACUGUCCAGCAGGAAAGGCUGCGGGAACUUCGAGACCAACACGGUCCCUGAGCACAGCUCAGCUCGUGCAGCCAUCUGGGGGCCUCCAGGCUUCAGUCAUCUCCAACAUCGUGCUGAUGAAGGGCCAGGCUAAGGGUCUGGGCUUCAGCAUCGUUGGGGGAAAAGACAGCAUUUAUGGCCCCAUUGGGAUUUACGUCAAAACCAUUUUUGCAGGGGGAGCAGCAGCAGCCGAUGGAAGGCUACAGGAAGGUGAUGAAAUUCUGGAGCUCAAUGGUGAAUCAAUGGCUGGACUAACACAUCAGGAUGCUUUGCAGAAGUUCAAGCAAGCCAAAAAGGGGCUCCUCACCCUCACCGUGAGAACCCGCCUGACGGCGCCUCCUUCCCUGUGCAGCCACCUGUCUCCCCCACUGUGCCGCUCCCUGAGCUCCAGCACUUGUAUCACCAAGGACAGCAGCUCCUUCGCCUUGGAAAGCCCCUCGGCUCCCAUCAGCACCGCCAAGCCCAAUUACAGAAUCAUGGUGGAGGUUUCUCUGCAGAAAGAGGCCGGCGUGGGCCUGGGCAUCGGCCUGUGCAGCGUUCCCUACUUCCAAUGCAUCUCUGGCAUUUUCGUCCACACGCUGUCACCAGGAUCCGUGGCGCACCUGGACGGACGUCUCCGGUGUGGGGACGAGAUUGUGGAAAUCAGUGAUUCCCCUGUGCACUGCCUGACGCUCAAUGAAGUCUACACGAUCCUGAGUCACUGUGAUCCCGGUCCAGUCCCCAUCAUUGUUAGCCGACAUCCAGACCCACAGGUCUCUGAACAGCAACUCAAAGAAGCUGUGGCCCAGGCUGUGGAAAACACCAAGUUUGGAAAGGAGAGGCAUCAGUGGAGUCUGGAAGGUGUCAAAAGGCUGGAAAGCAGUUGGCACGGGCGGCCCACCUUGGAGAAGGAACGAGAGAAGAACUCAGCACCCCCGCAUCGCAGGGCUCAGAAGGUCAUGAUCCGCUCCAGCAGUGACAGCAGCUACAUGUCUGGGUCCCCAGGGGGAAGUCCUGGGAGUGGCAGUGCUGAGAAGCCGUCCUCUGACGUGGACAUCAGCACACACAGCCCCAGCUUGCCUCUGGCACGGGAGCCAGUGGUGCUUUCUAUAGCAUCCUCCAGGCUGCCCCAGGAGAGCCCACCCCUCCCAGAGAGCCGGGACAGCCACCCGCCGCUGAGACUGAAGAAAUCCUUUGAGAUUUUGGUGAGAAAGCCUAUGUCCUCCAAGCCCAAGCCUCCACCCAGAAAAUACUUUAAAAGUGACAGUGACCCUCAGAAGAGUCUGGAAGAGAGAGAGAACUCCUCAUGCUCUUCUGGGCACACCCCACCCACCUGUGGCCAGGGGCUAAUUCUGAAGUCUCCCAUGAAGAGGAUGCAAUAUUGGAUGUGUUGAUGAAAAGACAAAACACAUUUGUGCUGUUCUAAGUUGUAAAGCUGCAUUGACUGCAGUUGGUAUCACAUGUGGCUGCCUGUAAAAGAGCUAACAAUUCAUGAAUGUCAACAGAUGUCAACUUACAGAGCUCCCAACCAGGAAGCGAGAGAGCUGCUGCCACUGCUGCUACCACAGGAAGACACAGCAGGGAGAAGCCCUAGUGCCUCUGCCGGCUGCCCAGGACCUGGUAUCGGCCCACAGACCAAGUCCUCCACAGAGGGCGAGCCAGGGUGGAGAAGAGCCAGCCCAGUGACCCAAACAUCCCCGAUAAAACACCCACUGCUUAAGAGGCAGGCUCGGAUGGACUAUAGCUUUGAUACCACAGCCGAAGACCCUUGGGUUAGGAUUUCUGACUGCAUCAAAAACUUAUUUAGCCCCAUCAUGAGUGAGAACCAUGGCCACAUGCCUCUACAGCCCAAUGCCAGCCUGAAUGAAGAAGAAGGGACACAGGGCCACCCAGAUGGGACCCCACCAAAGCUGGACACCGCCAAUGGCACUCCCAAAGUUUACAAGUCAGCAGACAGCAGCACUGUGAAGAAAGGUCCUCCUGUGGCUCCCAAGCCAGCCUGGUUUCGCCAAAGCUUGAAAGGUUUGAGGAAUCGUGCUUCAGACCCAAGAGGGCUCCCUGAUCCUGCCUUGUCCACCCAGCCAGCACCUGCUUCCAGGGAGCACCUAGGAUCACACAUCCGGGCCUCCUCCUCCUCCUCCUCCAUCAGGCAGAGAAUCAGCUCCUUUGAAACCUUUGGCUCCUCUCAACUGCCUGACAAAGGAGCCCAGAGACUGAGCCUCCAGCCCUCCUCUGGGGAGGCAGCAAAACCUCUUGGGAAGCAUGAGGAAGGACGGUUUUCUGGACUCUUGGGGCGAGGGGCUGCACCCACUCUUGUGCCCCAGCAGCCUGAGCAAGUACUGUCCUCGGGGUCCCCUGCAGCCUCCGAGGCCAGAGACCCAGGUGUGUCUGAGUCCCCUCCCCCAGGGCGGCAGCCCAAUCAGAAAACUCUCCCCCCUGGCCCGGACCCGCUCCUAAGGCUGCUGUCAACACAGGCUGAGGAAUCUCAAGGCCCAGUGCUCAAGAUGCCUAGCCAGCGAGCACGGAGCUUCCCCCUGACCAGGUCCCAGUCCUGUGAGACGAAGCUACUUGACGAAAAGACCAGCAAACUCUAUUCUAUCAGCAGCCAAGUGUCAUCGGCUGUCAUGAAAUCCUUGCUGUGCCUUCCAUCUUCUAUCUCCUGUGCCCAGACUCCCUGCAUCCCCAAGGAAGGGGCAUCUCCAACAUCAUCAUCCAACGAAGACUCAGCUGCAAAUGGUUCUGCUGAAACAUCUGCCUUGGACACAGGGUUCUCGCUCAACCUUUCAGAGCUGAGAGAAUAUACAGAGGGUCUCACGGAAGCCAAGGAAGACGAUGAUGGGGACCACAGUUCCCUUCAGUCUGGUCAGUCCGUUAUCUCCCUGCUGAGCUCAGAAGAAUUAAAAAAACUCAUCGAGGAGGUGAAGGUUCUGGAUGAAGCAACAUUAAAGCAAUUAGACGGCAUCCAUGUCACCAUCUUACACAAGGAGGAAGGUGCUGGUCUUGGGUUCAGCUUGGCAGGAGGAGCAGAUCUAGAAAACAAGGUGAUUACGGUUCACAGAGUGUUUCCAAAUGGGCUGGCCUCCCAGGAAGGGACUAUUCAGAAGGGCAAUGAGGUUCUUUCCAUCAACGGCAAGUCUCUCAAGGGGACCACGCACCAUGAUGCCUUGGCCAUCCUCCGCCAAGCUCGAGAGCCCAGGCAAGCUGUGAUUGUCACAAGGAAGCUGACUCCAGAGGCCAUGCCCGACCUCAACUCCUCCACUGACUCUGCAGCCUCAGCCUCUGCAGCCAGUGAUGUUUCUGUAGAAUCUACAGCAGAGGCCACAGUCUGCACGGUGACACUGGAGAAGAUGUCGGCAGGGCUGGGCUUCAGCCUGGAAGGAGGGAAGGGCUCCCUACACGGAGACAAGCCUCUCACCAUUAACAGGAUUUUCAAAGGAGCAGCCUCAGAACAAAGUGAGACAGUCCAGCCUGGAGAUGAAAUCUUACAGCUGGGUGGCACUGCCAUGCAGGGCCUCACACGGUUUGAAGCCUGGAACAUCAUCAAGGCACUGCCUGAUGGACCUGUCACGAUUGUCAUCAGGAGAAAAAGCCUCCAGUCCAAGGAAACCACAGCUGCUGGAGACUCCUAGGCAGGACAUGCUGAAGCCAAAGCCAAUAACACACAGCUAACACACAGCUCCCAUAACCGCUGAUUCUCAGGGUCUCUGCUGCCGCCCCACCCAGAUGGGGGAAAGCACAGGUGGGCUUCCCAGUGGCUGCUGCCCAGGCCCAGACCUUCUAGGACGCCACCCAGCAAAAGGUUGUUCCUAAAAUAAGGGCAGAGUCACACGGGGGCAGCUGAUACAAAUUGCAGACUGUGUAAAAAGAGAGCUUAAUGAUAAUAUUGUGGUGCCACAAAUAAAAUGGAUUUAUUAGAAUUUCAUAUGACAUUCAUGCCUGGCUUCGCAAAAUGUUUCAAGUACUGUAACUGUGUCAUGAUUCACCCCCAAACAGUGACAUUUAUUUUUCUCAUGAAUCUGCAAUGUGGGCAGAGAUUGGAAUGGGCAGCUCAUCUCUGUCCCACUUGGCAUCAGCUGGCGUCAUGCAAAGUCAUGCAAAGGCUGGGACCACGUGAGAUCAUUCACUCAUACAUCUGGCCGUUGAUGUUGGCUGGGAACUCACCUGGGGCUGCUGGCCUGAAUGCUUAUAGGUGGCCUCUCCUUGUGGCCUGGGCCUCCUCACAACAUGGUGUCUGGAUUCCCAGGAUGAGCAUCCCAGGAUCGCAAGAGCCAUGUAGAAGCUGCAUCUUGUUUAUACCUUUGCCUUGGAAGUUGCAUGGCAUCACCUCCACCAUACUCCAUCAGUUAGAGCUGACACAAACCUGCCUGGGUUUAAGGGGAGAGGAAAUAUUGCUGGGGUCAUUUAUGAAAAAUACAGUUUGUCACAUGAAACAUUUGCAAAAUUGUUUUUGGUUGGAUUGGAGAAGUAAUCCUAGGGAAGGGUGGUGGAGCCAGUAAACAGAGGAGUACAGGUGAAGCACCAAGCUCAAAGCGUGGACAGGUGUGCCGACAGAAGGAACCAGCGUGUAUAUGAGGGUAUCAAAUAAAAUUGCUACUACUUACCUACCACAUGCCAAGCACUGUGCUCAGGGCUAAACGGGCAUUGCCUUUAGUGAUCACAGCAGCUUCUACGGUGUAUGGUUCUGUGCCAAUGUAUUGAUAAGAGGGCACACACUGUGUACAGUAAAUGGCUUAUCCAGCUGGUGAGUGAUGCGGCAGAUUGAGUUUUCUUCUGUGAUUCGGUGGAGACUAUCAGCCCAAGAUGCUUUAAGUGCACAACAUUACAGGGAAUGCCUGAGUGCCUGGCCAAAGGGAUAUUUGGUUUGGCCAUCUCUGGAUGCCUGAUUGCCAAGCUCAGGACCAGGCAAUGUGACUUUGCAUCAGCAACAACCAGCAUCCCUUGACCAGGCCUGGGCCAGAGUAUUGGUCUCCUCUCAGCCCCUGAUCCUGUGAAGUAAGGAUGUGGGGGAAGACCUGGCAAGGACACAGAUGAAACACAAACAAUAGUAAUUCUCAGGCCAUCAUCAGUGGAGCCAUGUUAAUGUAAUCUGAUGGCUUCUCCAGGGUCCACAGGAAGUGAAGAAUCUGUUUCCCAGCAGUGGACUCAAAACCCAUCUGGGCUCCUAACCUUCCUGUAAACCCCUUUAGUGGCUUCAUUAGAGCAGGCGUUCAGCUCACUGUUCUAUUCAUCUCAAGGAAUAAUGGGCUUAGAGCAGUUUCUGUCCUGCUGGUUAACUUGUUUGGCCUAUUCCAUUCUGGAUUUUGUCAAGCAGUAGACAAGCAAUUAGACAAGAACUUGGAGGCACCAUUUGUAUCCACUUUUUAGACUUAAUAGAAACAUUGAAGAUGAACAUAAUCUACCAACGAAAGACGUGAUUCAAUUCAACACUCCCUUCCCAUGACCCAGGCUGGGCAAGGAGGCCACGUGAUGUGGAGGGCACAUUCCUUGCCUGCACAAACUCACCAUCUGUGCACGCAGUGGCCUUCCCUAAAAUCAGGGAAUUGUUUUAAGUCUUAUCAAGCAGCCAAGGGAUGAAAGAGAAGGUGGGUUUUCAUCAAGACUGGAAGGUGGGGACAGGGAUGAGCAUGGAGCUGGCCGUGGGCCUGGGGUACCAAGAGACUCCUUGAGAGACCAGGCAAAGCAAGUGAUUGGGACAGAGGUUAUCUGUCCCAGGUUAUCUGGGCAUAGAUGCAGGUGAGCCCAUGGCCCUCCCAGUACCUCCUGUCUCUGGCCUGUUUUAGAAGGUUCUCUCCUCCCCAAGGAGACACAACAACUCCUAGGGCCACUGAAGAUAUAACUAUUGCCCAGGUUUCUGGUCUCUAGGCUGGGGAAGUCCUCUGGGUAGGAAUCAGCAAGAAGAUCCUAAAACAAAAGCUCAUCCAUUUGCGUUCCAUGAUGCUGGGAUUUACACUUGAGGCUUAGCUUUGCUCUGCCAACUUCUUCAGAGCUGACACAGGAUGAAGGCAAUGCCAUCCUCAAACACUGCAGGCAUCACAGCUAACAAUUGUGAAGUCGUCUUAACUCACCAUAAAAAGGAAUCCACUCCCAGGCAGCCCUACUUCUUUGCUUUGCCCAGCAUUUUACUGAUUCAUACAUUAUCUCACUUGUGCCAACACUCAAGAAGCAGGCUACACUGACACUGGUAUUCCUGCCUCCAUAUUUUCUUUAAAAGACAAAUCAAAGCAGAUAUAUUAAGUGACUGUUCAAGAGCACACUUGGCCCAAGUGGCAGAGCUUGGACUGGAUGCAUGUUUUCCAGCUCCUCAUCCAGGGCUCUGACCAGUUUAACCUGAUGCAGUCACGUGGAGGAGCAGUGCAGGCACAGUAUGUCCCAUAGGCCCAGUGAGAUGCAUUCUUGGUUGGCUGGCCUUCCACUUGGCUACACAGGGAUGUACAAGGCGAUCCCAUCUUGAUAAGACCACCACCUCAGAGUAUGGAGCUCAGAGAGGGCAGGCAUGAAGUUUCCUUGGCUGGUGCACCUAGAAUUGGCUGAACUCAUGAGAAGUUGAUAUAGAACAGUGCUUGCCACAGAGCGGGGACUCGGUAAGCACUUAAUGAAUGAAUGAAUUCUAAGUCAAUCCAAGAGUCUGAUGAUUUCUUGAAAAGGGUGUUAGCUAAAGGAUCUUAGGCAUGACUGUAGAAUUUGUAGUUGCAAUAGAACAGAGAAAGAGGAAGCUUUCUGUCUCCUUAACACUGAGCUGUCAUGUUUUAAAGCUUGCUCACAUCUUGGCACAUUUAAGAGACAGUCACCCCAGGACUCAAAAAUAGGGAAGUAACAGUAACGCAGGGGAAACGUUUUCUGUUUGGAGGAGCAAAGGCUGAGAACACUGUGAAAACAUUUUGCGCGCACAAUAGUAACCUGGGUAAAUGCAGCGUGAAGGGAUUUUAGUCACACGUGGUCUUUCUUACAAGGAAGGUGGUGGGGGUGCAGAUGAGGUUGCUAGAGAAUGUUAGAGGAUCCCUCUCUGGAUUGGAGAUAGGGAAAGAAAGUUGCACGGCUGCUGAGGCCCCUUCUAGGUGGCAAGGCUGUGCUCCCUGGUUCUGAUGAUGUGCCUGGGUGGACAUGGCCCCUGUGAGUUUGUACAGUCUUGCAGCAGGAUCUAGAGGGGGGAUUUCCAGCCAGGGCUGCUAGACGGAGGCCUACUCUUCCAUCUUUCCUGAUGGCAGGAUGGCCUGGCCAGGGCCUGGAAGACAGAGACCUCCUGCCUCCGCCUCAGUAAGACGACAAGGAAAGGCAAAUGCCCAAGGGAAAGAAAAGGAAGGCUCUUCUCCCCAGAGUUCCCCAUGCAGACAUGAGUGCGUGCUCAGUUCAGAAUCACUUCUGAGAACUCAUCCCUAAUGCUGCAGAUUUGGGCUGGAACAGAUUCACACUGUCUGGUUUCACCGAGGACAUGAAACUCCACCUUGCGGGGAUAAAGAGAGAAAAACAAAUUCAUCAAAUGGAAGACACAUUGAAAGUGUUUUUCCUUAAUGCUUAUCCUGUUUUUAAACCAUUAUUUCCAAGUUGACACCUUUUUUAAGGAAAAAUAAAUAUUUUGCGGCAUUAAAGCCAUAUACAAGGUCUAUAUCAGAAAAAUAUAUUUGGGGGGCUGCAGCACAGGACUGAGGGAGCGGUACAUGCUUAAAAGGCAACAGGGCCUGGUUUUCAGUGGCGAUGAUGAUUCUCUAUGACAGUCAGGGAAACGUGGUCUCUGAGAGUGAUGGGCACAUAAAGCCUUGGUGCCAGAGUGCAUCGCAUGGUGUCCAGGCCGAGUCUCUGUCAGAUGGUUAGAGGCCUGGGUCUACCCUGCCAGGAGAGGCGUGUUUGGGUAACAGGCAGAUGGAGUUUGGAACACAUGAAUGGCUCAUCACACGCCAACCCUGAGUGGGGCAGGAGGCAGGAAGGGUGGGCUGCCGCCUCUGGUUGGCAUUCUCAGAGAUGCGCAGUCCAUCAGCUUGUUCCAAAGAGUGAACACAGGCCUCUGCGUGCUCCCAGGCUCCUUGGUGUCCCAACAGCUGGAGCUCCUCGAUGAGUCACGGGAGUUCUUUGCCAAGAAGUAACGAUAGCAUUACUCAUGGAAUUGCUUCACUGCUUUCUGAAGGUUGGCAUAAAACCGGGUCAUGCUGCGGGGGAAGAAGGAGUCCACCACGUUCUGUGGGAGGUAACCGCUGAGGUCGGUAUGGAAGAAUGUGACCAGGUUGGUCUUGGUGGGUUCCCUGUGAAGGCAACAGCAGAGCUGUGUUAUGAUCUGCAGCAGAGGUGCUGGGGACGAGCGCCAGGCAGGUGAGCAGAGCCCAGCCCAGUGGAAAUGGCCAUGAUACAGUGAUCGCGUCUCAUCCCUUGCUGUGCCCUCCACCCAGGAGUCCUCUCUGGACCUGCUGAUUUUCAGGAUGGAAACCCAUCCUGUCGGGGAUGCAUUCCACAGCCUCUCCCGGCCUCCAGGGAGGAAGAAGUCCCUACUCCCAGCCCAAAAACCCAGUACCCUGCUGCCCGAUUCACUCAGCAAAUGCUUUCAGAGAACUCACUUUGUGCCAGGCCCUGAGAGGAACGAAGAGAUGCUGCCCUUCACUAUUUAGGGUCUGCAACCUCCUGGGGGCUCCUGGGACCCUUUCAAGGGGUCUACAAAGUUAACACUAUUUUUAUAACAACACGAACAUGUGAUUCGCCUUCUCUCACAUGCAUACAGUGGGGUUUUCCGGAGGUUACAUGAUAUGUGAUAUUGCAACAGACUACACGCACAAGCAGGUAUGAGUUUCUGUUAAGCCUGGCAUGAAAGAGAUGGGCAAAAAUAUAAAAACAAUGCCACUCUUUUCACAGUAUUUUUUGUUUUAAAAAAAUAGUUUUUUAAAAUAAAAAUGUUAUCUAUGUUAA